This is a messenger RNA of Seminavis robusta, 1725 nucleotides long. The record is from the annotation of a GenBank genome assembly. NCBI's taxonomy places the organism in Eukaryota, Bacillariophyta, Bacillariophyceae, Naviculales, Naviculaceae.
AUGAAGUUUCCCGUCUCUGUCCUCGUUGCUGCCCUGGCCCCGUUUGCUUUGCCCGGAGGCCAUGCAUUCGUUGCUCCAACACCCCCCCGAGCUGCACCAAGCUCCACUCAGGUUGGCCUCUUUGACUGGGGCAAAACAGCGCCGGCCCCCAAGGACGUCUCGAACAGCGAGAUUCGUGACCUUUUCUCUCUUUGGAACGAUGCGCUAGCCACAGGAGACUCCCGUAUUGUUGCCAAACGCUAUGCAUCUGACACUAUGCUCUUGCCCACAGUUUCUGAUGUUCCCCGCACAGACUAUGACUCCAUCAAGGACUAUUUUGAUGCCUUUUUGUUGAAGAAACCUCAAGGCACCAUCCUUGAUGGGAAAAUCAAGAUUGGAGAUGGCUGGGCCAGUGACACUGGGAUCUAUGAGUUUGCCAUGGGAUCUGAUGGAUCCAAAGUCAAGGCUCGCUACUCUUUUGUCUAUGCUUAUGAGGGUGGAAAAUGGAAGAUCUCUCACCAUCACUCUUCCAUGAUGCCUGAGCAGGGCACCAGCGUCGAAAUCACUGAAGGGCAAGUCAAGAACCUCUUCCAACUUUGGAAUGAUGCCCUUGAUACUCUUGAGUCUGAUGCUGUUGCCAAGCGUUAUGCCAAGAAUGCUGUCCUCCUUCCCACUGUUUCUGAUGUCCCCCGCACUGACUAUGAUUCAAUCAAGGACUAUUUUGACAACUUCCUCAAGCUCAAGCCCCAAGGAACCAUCCUUGAAAGCUUUGUCACCAUUGGAUCAAACUGGUGCAAGGAUGUUGGUGUUUAUGAGUUUGAAAUGGGAGCCACUGGUGCUAAGGUUCAAGCUCGCUACUCUUUUGUGUAUGUCUAUGAGGAUGGCGAAUGGAAGAUCUCACACCAUCACUCCUCUGCCAUGCCUGAACAACCCAAGCUUGGCCCCAAGAUCACAGAAAAAGAAGUUGGACAGUUGUUCAACUUAUGGAAUGAUGAGUUAGCAACCCUUGACUCUGACAAGGUUGCCAAGCGUUAUGCUAGCAAGGCUGUCCUUCUCCCCACCGUUUCUGAUGUUCCCCGUACAGACUAUGAUUCAAUCAAGGACUACUUUGACAACUUCCUCAAGCUCAAGCCUCAAGGAACCAUUCUGGAAAGCUUCACUAGUGUUGGAGAUGGCUGGUGCAAGGAUGUUGGUGUUUAUGAGUUUGAAAUGGGUGCUUCUGGUGCUAAGGUUCAAGCUCGCUACUCCUUUGUUUAUGUCUAUGAGGAUGGUGAAUGGAAGAUCUCGCACCAUCACUCCUCUGCCAUGCCGGAGCAACCCAAGCUUGGCCCCAAGAUUGAAGAAAAGGAAGUCAAAUCCAUUUUUAGUGUUUGGAAUAAUGCCCUUGCAACCCUUGACUCUGAUAAGGUUGCCAAGUGCUAUGCAAAGAACGCUGUUCUACUUCCCACUGUUUCUGAUACUCCCCGUACUGAUUAUGAUUCCAUCAAGGACUACUUUGAUGCCUUUCUGUUGAAGAAACCACAAGGAACCAUUCUAGAAAGUUUUGCCACCGCUGGAGAUGGCUGGUGCAAGGAUUGUGGCAUCUAUGAAUUCAAGAUGGGAGCUGAUGGAUCCAAUGUGAAGGCUCGCUACUCCUUUGUCUAUGUGUAUGAAGAUGGUGAGUGGAAGAUCUCUCACCACCACUCUUCCGUCAUGCCUGAAUCCGUCUUGGGCCCAGCCAAGAAGGAGGAUCUCGUCGAGGCUUGA